AUGUCUGGCUUGUCCGAUAUAAUGAGCCGCUUCGAUAAGCUGGCGAUGGAUCAGAAAGGCCGAGCGCAGUGGCGAAAUGUGGAAGGAUGCAUACAACUCCCGCAGCAGCGAAAUGCCGCCCUAAGGAGGGAAAUAGCCGAGCUCAAGCAAGUCAAAGUCCAGUCUGGCGCGGCCAAUCCCCUGCUUCUUUGUCUGAUCGAUGGCGAUGGCUGCAUAUUUAACGAGUGCAAGGCGUGGACGGCGGCCGAGAGGCUGCGAGCACUCUCGCCAGCAUAUCGCGAUCAUUAUGGUGGCCACGCGGAUAUCCUCGUUCACAUAUUUUUUAAUCGCGAAGGUCUUGGAUCGACUAUGCUCGAUGUUGGCGCCGGCAAAGAGGCUGCUGACGCCAAGAUUCGAGAGCUCAUGCGAAUCUUUGUUCGCUUUCCUCAUGUCAAAAGAGUGUACUUUGGUGGAGGACAUGACAAUGGAUACACCUCCAAUCUAGCGACACUCCAGACCGAAGGGUAUCUUGACAAGAUUGUCUUGCUGCAAGGCUACACCGAGGUCGCCGCCGAAAUCAAGACGCUUCCUCUCGAGCGCUUGGAGAAUAAUGGAUUAUUCCUAACAGUGAAACUUUCGAACAAGACGGCGUUGGCGAGUGGCGUAAUACCGCCUUCGACGCCGCCCAUCAUCCGAACCAAGAGUUCGGCCAAAUCCCCCCCUGUGCAUUCGGUGCCGACUCUACUGAAGAGCCCAAUCAAGGCCCACAGGGAGGAACUCAAAAGCGAAUGUCACCGCACUCAAGUUGCCACUCACCCUGACGUGGCUCCGAUGACUAAAAUCUUGGCAGUGAAACCCCGAGCAUGCAACCUGCACUAUUUGACCAAGAAAGGAUGCAACAUGGAGGAAUGCAACUAUGGGCAUGACUAUGAGUUUUCAAAGGAAAUGCUGGCGGAUUUCCGUGAACUUGUAGGACAGAACCCAUGCUUGUCGGUAAAUAAAGGUCUGGAGUGCAAGGACCUUGAAUGCCCAUCAGCACACCGAUGCCCACAGGGGCCGAACUGCAGCUGGAACAAGGAGGAUGAUAGUCUAACCAUAACCCCUCCGCCUCUAGCCGGAAUGCACGAUUCGUCCACCAGCUCCGAAGACGACGACGAAGACGAAGACGACCGUGUACUACUCGGGCCCAAGAUCUCUCAGCUCACAGCCCUCAACAAGCGCACAGCUUCCAACUCGUCCAUCGACUUCCCCGACUAUCCCGCCGGCUCCCCGAAUAGGCGCCCUUCGUCGCGCGCAAAUAAUGUCUUGGCCACCCACCGAGCCCAAGUCAAGAACGCAUUCAAGAAUUCAGUCACGGGGAGCACGCCAAAGAGCGCUUGCAACAGAUGGGAGUCGGGUCUGGGCGUUCAUUCUCGCCCGAGGAAGAUUCGGAUGAGUCUGACCUGCUACGAUUCCUGA
Molecule: messenger RNA, 1437 nt
Organism: Rhizoctonia solani
Lineage: Eukaryota; Fungi; Basidiomycota; Agaricomycetes; Cantharellales; Ceratobasidiaceae
Exons: 11
Coding region: 1-1437 (478 amino acids)
Source: RefSeq, a predicted model, not a curated record